GGCGGGCGGCGCGGGGCGGUCCGGCGGGUUCAAAGAGGAAAACAUGGCGGAAAACAAAGGCGGCGGCGAGGCUGAGAGCGGCGGCGGGGGCAGCGGCAGUGCGCCGGUAACUGCCGGGGCCGUCGGGCCCGCGGCGCAGGAGGCGGAGCCGCCUCUCGCCGCGGUGCUGGUGGAAGAGGAGGAGGAGGAGGAAGGCGGCAGGGCGGACGCGGAGAGCAGCGCGGCCCGGCCCGACGACGGGGGGGUGGCCGCGGCCUCCUCGGGCUCGGCCCCGGCUGCUUCGGCCCCUGCGGCCUCCGUGGGCCCUGCAGUUCCUGGGGGGGCGGUAUUGACGCCGGCCCCAGCUCCAACCUCGGCUCCCGCUCCGGGUCCUUCCGCGGGGCCGCCUCUUGGACCUCCAGCCUCUCUCUUGGACACCUGCGCCGUGUGUCAGCAGAGCUUGCAGAGCCGGCGUGAGGCGGAGCCCAAGCUGCUGCCCUGUCUUCACUCCUUUUGCCUGCGCUGCCUGCCGGAGCCGGAGCGCCAGCUCAACGUGCCCAUCCCGGGGGGCAGCAACGGCGACAUCCAGCAAGUUGGUGUAAUACGGUGCCCAGUAUGCCGCCAAGAAUGCAGACAGAUAGACCUUGUGGAUAAUUAUUUUGUGAAAGAUACAUCUGAAGCUCCUAGCAGUUCUGAUGAGAAAUCAGAACAGGUAUGUACUAGUUGUGAAGACAAUGCAAGUGCAGUUGGCUUUUGUGUAGAAUGUGGAGAGUGGCUAUGUAAGACAUGUAUUGAAGCCCAUCAAAGAGUAAAAUUCACUAAAGAUCACUUGAUCAGGAAGAAAGAAGAUGUCUCAGAGUCUGUUGGAGCAUCUGGUCAGCGCCCUGUUUUCUGCCCUGUACACAAACAAGAACAGUUGAAACUUUUCUGUGAGACAUGCGAUAGACUGACAUGUAGAGACUGUCAGCUAUUGGAACACAAAGAACAUAGGUACCAGUUUUUAGAAGAAGCUUUUCAAAACCAGAAAGGUGCAAUUGAGAACCUACUGGCUAAACUUCUUGAGAAGAAGAAUUAUGUUCAUUUUGCAGCUACUCAGGUGCAGAAUAGGAUAAAAGAAGUAAACGAGACUAACAAGCGAGUAGAACAGGAAAUAAAAGUGGCCAUUUUCACCCUUAUCAAUGAAAUUAAUAAGAAGGGAAAAUCUCUCUUACAGCAGCUAGAGAAUGUUACAAAAGAAAGACAGAUGAAGUUACUACAGCAGCAGAAUGACAUCACAGGCCUGUCGCGGCAGGUGAAGCAUGUUAUGAACUUCACAAACUGGGCAAUUGCAAGUGGCAGCAGCACAGCCCUGCUGUACAGCAAGCGACUGAUUACUUUUCAAUUGCGCCAUAUUUUGAAAGCUCGUUGUGAUCCUGUCCCUGCUGCUAAUGGAGCAAUACGUUUCCAUUGUGAUCCCACCUUCUGGGCAAAGAAUGUAGUCAAUUUAGGUAAUCUAGUAAUAGAGAGUAAACCAGCUCCUGGGUAUACUCCUAAUGUUGUAGUCGGGCAAGUCCCUCCAGGGACAAACCACAUUAGUAAAACCCCUGGACAGAUUAACUUAGCACAGCUUCGACUCCAGCACAUGCAACAGCAAGUGUAUGCACAGAAGCAUCAGCAGUUGCAGCAAAUGAGAAUGCAGCAACCCCCUGCACCUGUAGCAACGACGACGACAACAACACAGCAGCAUCCACGACAGGCAGCCCCUCAGAUGUUACAACAGCAGCCUCCCAGGCUGAUCAGCGUGCAAGCAAUGCAGAGGAACAACAUGAACUGUGGAUCUUUCCAAGCCCACCAGAUGAGACUGGCUCAGAACGCUGCCCGGAUUUCAGGGAUUCCCAGGCACAGCGGCCCUCAGUACUCCAUGAUGCAGCCACACCUCCAAAGACAACACUCAAACCCAGGGCAUGCCGGGCCCUUUCCUGUCGUGUCAGCGCACAACACAAUCAACCCCACCAGCCCCACCACGGCUACGAUGGCCAGUGCGAAUCGCGGUCCCACCAGCCCGUCCGUUACGGCAAUAGAGCUGAUCCCCUCGGUUACCAAUCCAGAAAACCUUCCAUCGUUACCAGAUAUUCCACCCAUACAGUUGGAAGAUGCUGGUUCAAGUAGUUUAGAUAAUCUACUAAGUAGAUACAUCUCAGGCAGUCACCUACCCCCACAGCCUACAAGCACCAUGAACCCCUCUCCGGGCCCCUCUGCCCUGUCUCCAGGAUCGUCAGGUUUAUCCAAUUCUCACACACCUGUGAGGCCCCCCAGUACCUCUAGUACUGGCAGUCGAGGCAGCUGUGGGUCAUCAGGAAGAACUGCUGAGAAGACAAGUCUUAGUUUCAAGUCUGAUCAAGUGAAGGUCAAGCAAGAACCUGGGACUGAAGAUGAAAUAUGUAGCUUCUCGGGCGCCGUGAAGCAGGAGAAGACAGAGGACGGCAGGAGGAGCGCCUGCAUGCUGAGCAGUCCGGAGAGCAGUCUGACCCCGCCUCUCUCGACCAGCCUGCACCUGGAGAGCGAGCUGGAUGCAUUACCGAGCCUGGAAAACCACGUGAAAACUGAGCCCACAGAUACGAACGAAAGCUGCAAACAGUCGGGGCUCAGCAGCCUGGUUAACGGAAAGUCCUCAAUUCGAAGCCUCAUGCACAGGGCGGCCAGGAUGGGAGGAGAUGGUAGCAGCAAAGACGAUGACCCAAACGAGGACUGGUGUGCCGUCUGCCAAAAUGGAGGGGACCUCUUGUGUUGUGAGAAAUGCCCCAAGGUUUUCCAUCUAACUUGUCAUGUUCCAACACUUCUUAGCUUUCCAAGCGGGGACUGGAUAUGCACAUUUUGCAGAGAUAUUGGGAAACCAGAGGUUGAAUAUGAUUGUGACAAUUUGCAACAUAAUAAGAAGGGGAAAACUGCACAGGGAUUAAGCCCUGUGGACCAAAGGAAAUGUGAACGUCUCCUGCUUUACCUCUAUUGUCAUGAAUUAAGUAUUGAAUUCCAGGAGCCAGUUCCUGCUUCGAUACCAAACUACUAUAAAAUUAUAAAGAAACCAAUGGAUUUAUCCACUGUGAAAAAGAAGCUUCAGAAAAAACAUUCCCAACACUACCAGGUCCCAGAUGACUUCGUGGCUGACGUCCGUUUGAUCUUCAAGAACUGUGAAAGGUUUAAUGAAAUGAUGAGAGUUGUUCAAGUUUAUGCAGAAACACAAGAGAUUAAUUUAAAGGCUGAUUCAGAAGUAGCUCAGGCAGGGAAAGCAGUUGCGUUGUACUUUGAAGAUAAACUCGCAGAGAUCUACUCAGACAGGACCUUCGCACCUCUGCCAGAGUUUGAGCAGGAGGAGGAUGAUGGUGAGGUGACCGAGGACUCUGAUGAAGACUUUAUACAACCCCGCAGAAAACGCCUAAAGUCGGAUGACAGACCGAUACAUAUAAAGUAAAAUGACGUGAACUUAAAUCAACUGUUUAAACAGAGAGAAAGAAGAGAAAUAAUGCUUUUUACUGAAGUGUUACUCGAAUAUCCUGCCUCCAGUGGGCACCUCCUUGAAGAAGCCGAUAGCUUUUCCAUAGUAUUAGAUGGAAGUAAAGGACAGAAACACAUUCUUGUCAAGGAAAGGGGAGAGAACUCUAUCUGCACCAUUAAAAGUAAAAACGAGAAGCGAAACGAUACAAAAUUCUGUGUCCCUAGAAAGGAGUUCUGGUCGUUAAAACUGGCAGGCGUUGGUGACUGGUGCCGCCAGGUGCAGGGCUCUGGGUGUGAACACCUGAGGGUCCCGUCACGCGAUUGGUUGUUUCUUUGGACCAUAGUGCACGGUUAUUAAAACGGCGUGUGCGCCUCCCCCGCAUACGCCCCGGCUUGUUUUCUAGGUGAAGUCAAAGUUGUUCAGAUUCCAUUUUUGAUGUCAGUGCAGCUGUGCAUUGAAUCAUACCUUUAUAUUAUUUCUCAUUUCGAUGCUCUUGGGCCUUAGUUUUUAUAUUGGUUUAAAGAGUCAGCAGUUGUAUUUUCUGUUCAUACUUGGAGUCUAGGAAACGUGACCACUGAUCAUCAUUUAAUCAGUUUCAAUGGUCUACUGAAAUAAACGUGGUAACUCUACCGUAGCAAAUCACAUGAUUAUAGUAACCUUUUCCAGAAACUACUUCCACAGAACUGCACCUCUCAACCAAAUCACCAUGUCACAGAGUUAUAUUCCCGUGAAAGGCAGAAUGUUUGUUUCAAAAUUAACCUAGUUUUCUGUGUAUUUAAAUUUGAUCGAGAAGGUGACGACUGGAUCUUAUCCAGUCUUCCUUCGUAUCAGUUUCCUGAUAGACCACUAAUGGCAAACAGUAAUCUGUCAGCUACCAAAUGUGUAAAAUUUUCUGUACUUCACUUUGUCUUAUUUGUAAAUAGUGAACGAAAACUUCUGGCAGAUCAGCAACAUUUGCUGAGCCUGUUUUUUAAGCUAAUGUGUAUUCUUACUAAUGUUCCUAUCAAGAAUGGAUUUGUAAUAUAUGCUGUCUAUUUCUAAUGUUCACAUUCAUAUUUUGAGGUUCUAUGUUAUUUUAAUAGAGAACAGACUUCUCAGAAAAUCUUCAGAAGCAGCUUAUUAUUAAAACAUCAAAAUAUUGAAAGAAACCUGGUAGGGUUAGAUUACUCAUCUGCCCACCAAGUGGGACAUUUGCGUGGACUGAGGGCCUGAAGGACAGAGAAGAGAGCUGUGAGGAAAUCCUGAGAACGCGUCAGUUCCCACUUGGAUGGGCAGUGGAGUGCUCCCACCUUCACACCUGGAUUUUGGCACCCAAGGCAGACAGACCACCUUGGCUCUGUCAUUUUUCUUCUCUUCAUUUGUGAUACUCAUGUCCAAGAUGUGUGCUUUAGACUGUGUACAUACAGGCUUCUCUUCUGUUGGAUUUAAAAUUGUAGUCCUACUUUUGUAUGGACCCGUUAGAAUAUAAAGUGACCAAAAUAGAAGACUCUCCAUUAGGUAUUUUCAGACAUCAGCAGAUUUGUGGCAAAUUGUUUGCCUUUUAAAAAAAUCCAGCUUAAGCAGUUCAGAUUACUCAGUAACGAUUAUCUGACAUGAUUGUUUAAGAGGUAAAUAUUUUUUAGUGCAUAUUGAAUCAAAUAAAGUGCUCAAAAGAAAUUAUUAUGCAAACUCCUUUGGGUUUUUUCUUUUGUUAACAAGUGAUGGGGUGGACAUGAACGCGGUUCAAGCCUUCGAUGGUGUGUGAACAGUGCUGGCUUUGCACCUGCUGCUGACCGACCUCAUUCUCCAACUUCUCUUUGAGUCUCCUUGUGAGUUGCACCUGAAAACAUCCCUAACUGUUCUGUUAUUUUACUCACAUUUCAAAUUCCUAUGAAAAGUUUUCUUAUAGAAGGAGAAAAUUGUCUUAAAGUACUUUUCUCUAUGCUCAUUUCCCUCUUUCCUACAACAUUCGUGAUUUUAAUUUGUCAGGAGACGCACCUAAGGGCACACGUUUGGAAAGUGACAAGUAGUAGUAUGUCUUUAUUGUGUCACAUAUUUAAUACUUGCUCUUCUCUCUCACAGUUACUAGAUAAUUCAUAUAUAUGGUUUCUACCAAUGGAGGGAGAAACAAUUUUAAGUAAAUACUUAUUUCUCAAUGUUUGGGGCCUUAAAAGAUAGUAUGUUCUCUUAAAGACACUUCCAUGUUAGAUGGGAUUUUCCCUCUUUGUUUUAUUUCAAGAUUGGUUCUCAAAAAGCCACUUCGUUGUCACCCUUUCGUGGGCCCCGUUUCUGUUAACAGAAGCCCUCAUGCCGCUGAGGAAUUACCAUUAACUGAAGGUGUUCACUUCAGAUUUCAUUUAAAGCUUUUGUCUUGCACACUGAUUAACUGACCUAAGCUGUUUCUAAGUUGAUCUGUUCAGCGCUAAGUUAAUUGUUCAAAAGUAUAAAAACAAGUUGAUAUUUGAGAUAUCUUACAUGUUUCCCUGUGACGUUUUAAAAAGACAGACAUUGAACAGCAGUUCCUAAGGCAGUUUCUUUCGAUCUCUGGCACUUGCAUUCUUCAUUCAAAGGUCAUAUUUUCGAUUAGGGGAUGUCAGUGUUUUCUUAAAAGCUUGCAAGGUUUUUGCCACAUUUCAGUUUCUAUCUUCUAUCAGAACACCAAGAACAAAGUAUUCCGUAGUCUCUUUUGCUGGACUAAAUGUGUGUGUUUUAGUGCUUAGCUGAGCUGAUUUGCUGCAGAAAUUGCGUUGCAAGGUCAAGCACGUGCAUGUCCCAAACAGUCAGAUUGUAGGUCAUGCUCCGUAGAGAAACACCCAGUCGUGACCCCAGAGAAGUGACCAGGCGCUGAACCCACUAUUGAGGUUUUACCCUUUUUGGAAUCAACCAGGUACUUUCUGGCAUCUAUUUCUUAAGGAAUUUUAAGUAAAGUUAAAAGAUUUUUGUUAAUCCAAAGGAAAUGAUGUUUUUAAAUAGAAGCAAAAGGUUUACAGUGUGCAAACUGUAGAUUUAUUAAUUACCUCAGCAGGUAUCCUGCCAUGUAAUUAGUAACUAGUGUUCACAAGUUCAUAGGUUUAGGUCUCCUAACUCUGCCCUUGGACUGGGGGCCCACCAGAUGUUACUCAGCAGUCUCUUUGUGUUUCGAAAUGGGAGCAGAUGCUGCGGCUCCCUUGCCCUUGACCUUUUAAGUUCCCUACCUCCUCCCACUCAUACAUAACACACGAAGUAACAAAAUCUCUCUUCUUGUUAGCAUUGCUUAUUUGCAUAAUCAGAAUUGGAUCAGUGAGUAGCUUCAGAAAAACCUAUCCACCCCACUCUCUUCAUUAAAACAAUUAAGUCCUGAACUCAUACUAUGAUUUCUUAACUUGCGCCAUCCUGUUGAUAGUCUGCUGAAGGCGAUCCAAGACUUCCGAGGUGCAUCCCAGUUCGAUCCUGUGCCGACCUAGAUGUUUUCUUUCUUGUCUCCCAUGUGCUCUUCUCCUUGAUAAAGCAAUAACACUGCUUUCGGUCCGCUGCCUAAGCCUGCCACGUCCUCGCCCGGAUGGUGGUUUUAUAGGAAAGUUUGUAUGCAUAUCACCCAGUCUAUCUUUUAAAAAUAAAGAAAAUGAAAUGUGUGCUGGAGCUAAUGACAAUAUAUUGUGGCAUUUUAUUUUAAAAAUUGGGGAAAGUUGCAUAUUUUUUUAAAUGUAGGUGUUUGAGUAAAAAAAUUGAAGGUACUUUUUUAAGAAAAAAAUUUAUAUGCCUCAGUUUACGUAGACGGUUCAGAUUUCAACACGUACUCUGGGAUAUAAUGGUUUCUGUUACUGGGUCAGAAUGCAUGUAUAGUGUUCCUUCCGUCUUGGUUCCUUGUGUUUGCCUUUGUGGUCUUUUAUAUAUAUUUUUUAUUGUAUCAGAGAAACGAAAUUAAGUCCAUUUGGAUAUAUUUGUCAUAAACUACCAAAUGUACAAAAUUAAGUUUAGCCCGCUUGUAGCAAGUGAUCUUUAAAACUAAAAAUGCCAUUCUUUUAAAUUCACCAAAUUUGUAUGUGGGAAGGCACAGAAGUGAUUUCCAAGUGCCACUGCAGUCAAUAUUACCUUUCGAGUGUGGCCUAAAUCUCCGCCUUAAGAAUGAAAUAAUGUGUCCGGUCUGUCUCCUGGUCUGAAAAAUGCAGGCAUUCACUAUGUUUUCAAUCAGCGAAAGGUGUCUGUAGGCCUAUCAAAAAAGGUUUGUACAAUCUGAAAGCCUGUUAAUUUUCUAUGUAGAAAUACACACGAAAGGGUUAAAUUCAUGGCCUUACUACUUCCUUGCUCCUGGUAUUUCAGCUGGUUUCCUUCCCUCAUUAUUUUUGUUACUACCACUACUACCACCACAACUCCUAUUAUUUUUGCACAUAGUUAACUUACCCUUCAAUAUGAUUCUUAAAGAAAAAGUGCUGUUUCUGUGGUAUUGUAUUCUCUAAAUAAUCAUAUUUAAUUUUUUUUGAAAAGUUGCAGUUUCUAAUUGUUCCGUUCCUGUGUUUUUUGCUGGUAUGUAAUAAAAGCAAGAUUUUCUUUUCAUGGUUAUUUAAUACACUAGCUGCCUGUAAAUAUUUCUUGUUAUAAUGCUCUGGAAUGUGUUGUAGAAGUUGUAUUAGAUUAGUUUAAAUCCUUGUUUGAAAGCCACAUUGUUUCGGUUAUUUCUAUUAAAUUAGAAAAUUGAAAAAGU
Molecule: messenger RNA, 8111 nt
Organism: Artibeus jamaicensis (Jamaican fruit-eating bat)
Lineage: Eukaryota; Metazoa; Chordata; Mammalia; Chiroptera; Phyllostomidae
Gene: TRIM33
Product: tripartite motif containing 33
Exons: 20
Coding region: 44-3427 (1127 amino acids)
Molecular function (GO): protein binding; zinc ion binding
Source: RefSeq, a predicted model, not a curated record